AUGUACAACAUGUCUAAAUGCCCUGCCGACCCCUAUAUGAACUGGGAAUUCGACUUUGAUGCCCUCGAUAUCUAUGCCAUCUAUGUUUGUGCUUCCCCUAACAACAACAACGUAGUCGUCGCCAACCUGACUCUAGUCUAUGCUUUGCUGUCCCUGAGACUACAUUAG
Molecule: messenger RNA, 168 nt
Organism: Fusarium venenatum
Lineage: Eukaryota; Fungi; Ascomycota; Sordariomycetes; Hypocreales; Nectriaceae
Source: RefSeq, a predicted model, not a curated record